Engraulis encrasicolus (European anchovy) is the source of this 5521-nucleotide messenger RNA. RefSeq names its product LIM and calponin homology domains 1b (gene limch1b). Gene Ontology annotation, cellular component: stress fiber. The transcript is spliced from 28 exons. The coding region runs from base 299 to 4534 and encodes 1411 amino acids. The record is from RefSeq and is a predicted model, not a curated record. Gene Ontology annotation, molecular function: myosin II head/neck binding. Gene Ontology annotation, biological process: positive regulation of stress fiber assembly; regulation of focal adhesion assembly. Lineage: Eukaryota; Metazoa; Chordata; Actinopteri; Clupeiformes; Engraulidae.
UUGGGAAACAGGGGGGCGUCUCAUCUGCAAGAGCAGCACGAGUCUGCGGCAAGGAACCAUACACAUACAGCACCGGGAGAUAGAUAGUCUAGGGGAGAGAGAGGGGAGCUAGCGAGUCAGCCAGACACGGCCAGACAAACUACACAAGUUUUGCCAUUCAGUCGAAGCUUCUCUGCUCUCCGCGCCAACUGCGUGUGUUUUGGAGGCAGUGCGUCCAGCACGGCACGGCACGGCACGGCGUGUGUUUUUGAGUGUUGCUGAUUCAUUUCCCAACUCUCCCGAACCGCAUUUCCUUCCAAUGGCCAGCCCGAGCUCGGAUGCGGGACGACACCUCCAUCUGCACCAGCCUCAUCAUCAUCACCACCACCACACCGAACCGGCACCGGAGGCAGCCGUCCGUGAGGCGCAGAAAUGGAUCGAGGCAGUGACUGGGCGCUGUUUUGGUGAGAAGGAUUUCCGUACAGGACUGGAGAAUGGCAUCUUACUGUGCGAGUUGUUGAGCUCUAUCAAGCCAGGUCUGGUGAAGAAGAUCAACAGGCUGCCCACGCCCAUAGCAGGCCUGGACAACCUGACGCUGUUCUUGAGGGGUUGUGAAGAGCUGGGGCUGAAGGGAACACAGCUGUUCGACCCCGGAGACCUGCAGGACACCUCAACACGCGCCACCGCCAAAGGAUCCGACUGCAGCAGAAGACUAAAGAAUGUGCUGAUCACCAUCUACUGGCUGGGGAAGGCUGCUAACAGCUGUGCAUCCUACAGUGGGCCCACUCUGGACCUGAAGGAGUUCGAAGGGCUCUUGUCACAGAUGCGAAAGGAAGCGGAGGACAGUGACAGUCCGAAGCGCAGCAUCCGGGACAGCGGCUACAUCGACUGCUGGGACUCUGAGCGCUCCGACUCGCUCUCGCCGCCCCGCCCCCGCCACGGCCGGGAGGACUCCUUCGACAGCCUGGACUCCUUCGGCUCGCACUCGCGACAGACCCCCUCACCGGACGUACUGGUCGCUCGCAUCGGCAGCAGCGAUGGCCGCGGCAGCGACUCGGAGUCCGACUUCCCUCACCACCUCCAUCAGCAGAGGCGCGCGCUGCCGGACGUGCGCAAGGACGACAUGCUGGCGCGCCGCACCUCGGUGAGCGAGCCGCGCACGGCGCUGCCCUUCAACCAGUACCUGCCCAACAAGAGCAACCAGACGGCUUACAUGCCCACGCCGCUGCGGCGCAAGCAGCCGGCCGAGAGGGAGGAUGGAGGGAGGAAGAGCUGGAGCACCGCCACCUCACCCAUAGGGGGCGAAAGACCCUUCAGCAGAAGCCCCUCCCGCUCAUGUUCCGAGGAGCUCUACCGCACUUCCUUGACGACCAGUGCCAUGUCGACCGCCAUCGUAGUUACCGUGCCCCUCAGCCCCUCCCCCAGGGACAGCCCCGAGCCCGGCAGGAAGUUCCUGCCGCUGAAGGUGGACGCCGGAGCAGCAGCAGGGCCUUCUGGGAAACGAGCUGGGGGCGGCGCCAUGUCCGACGACAUGUGGGCAAGGAGGUCUCAGAACUCGCCGAAACACAGCGGCGGGGCGAGCCCCACCCACUUCCUGCCCGUUCCCGCGACAACGGCCAAUCUGGGGAGGGCGUUGAUGGAGUCCGCCGACUCGGACAAGCCCAGGAGGAGGCCAUCUUGGUUGGACGAUGAGCUGUCGCCAACAUACAGCCACAGUCCUAGUGUGUCAGAUGACUCUGAGAGUGUGAGCAUGAACGAUGUGCGCUCUGAGGACGACGUCUUCCUCAACCCCCACAGUCAGGUGCGGCACGAGCUCAUGCACAACCAGUACAACAAGCUGAAGGAGGAGGAGGACCACUGGCAGGACGACUUGGCAAAGUGGAAGAACCGCAGGAGAAGCGUGUCGCAGGACCUGAUCAAGAAGGAGGAGGAGAGGAAGAUGAUGGAGAAGCUGAUGACUGGAGAUGAAGGCCUGGCAGCGCAGCGGAGGAAGAGCAUCAAGACCUACAGGGAGAUCGUGGAGGACAAGGAGCGUCGUGAGCGUGAGCUACAUGAGGCCUACCGGGGUGCGCGGACCCAGGAGGAGGCCAACGCCAUUCUCCAUCGCUACGCGCAGCGCUUCAGCAUCAGCGAGGCCAUCCUGGAACGCCUCAAGCUGCCCAAGUUCAUAGAGCGCAGCAUCUCCGCCGACCCCACCGGCUCCACCUCCCCCGCCGGAUCGCGCCUGCCCCCGCUGCCCGACUUCGGUGACGGUGACGACGUCUUCGAGGCCUGCUUUGAGCCGACGGACGGCAGCAGCAAUGGUGGUGGUGGUGGUAGUAAUGGUGCUGGUGGCCGUGGAGCUACCAGUGGUGGAAGUAGCCCCAUGAAGUAUCUCCGUCAGCAGUCGCUGCCCGCGCCCAAGUUCACCUCCACCGUGGAGGCCAUGGUGGGCAAUUUCGCCCCACCAACGUCAACGGCGGCUAAAGUACCUCCACCGGUCCCAGAGAAACCCUCCAAACCUGUGCCCAUCAUCGCACCCAAGCCCUACGCUCCGCAACACAGAGCCAGGGAGCCGGCAGGAGACAAACAAGUGAAGGUGGAUGGCAUGCUGCGUCUGAACGGAGAGGCGGUGAGCAACACGGAGGGGAAGGAAGGCAUGAUGGACGAGCGAGAAGACAGCCCCUCGCCACUGCAGUUCCUGCCCUGUCCCGUCACCGAGCACGAGGACCAGAGCCCACAGCAGUCCAGCAGAGCGAGUCCCGUCCCCGUCCCCUCUGUGUCACCCAUCUCCUCCUCCUCUCCCAUACACGCCACACAGCAGCAGGCCAGUCCGCUGCAGGCACACACUCCCCCCAAACAGGAGUCUCCCUCCACACCACCACCAACACACUCUCCUUCACAGGCCUCGCCCUCCUCACACACUCCGCAGCGAGGAUCCCCCGUCACACACAUGGCUGAGCAGGCCUCUCCGGCACACACUCCUCCACCUCCGAAGCAGGCGUCUCCCACGCACUCCUCCACGCACGUGUCCCCCUCGCACACUCCUCCUGCCAACACUCCCACUUCGGAGGCGCUCACUCCCGGCAGUCCAACAAAGUCCAUGGUGGAGGAGGAGGAGGAGGAGGAGAAGGCUACUAGGGAGGAGGUGAAGCCUACCGUGGAGGAGAGUCAGGAGAAGGAGAAGGUGAGCGAGGCAGCGCCAACACAGUCCCAGGAUGCAUCACAGUCACCAGAGAGUCCGAAGAAGUCGCCACCCAGCCGGCCGACGUCCCUACCCUCGGACCUGCAGAGUCCCGUAUCCCCUCCACUGGAUGAUGUGGAGGCAGAGAGCAUGUCGACUUCCGUCACAGACACUCAGCCAAGCCAACCCACAGAGGUGAUGACCUCCACUAUAGCCCCUAGUGUGCACACCACAGCCCCUACUCCUGUUGCCACAGAACCUGGAGCAGUGCCAGGCCAGGAAAGCACAGCAGCACAGAUUGGAGAAUGCACUCACCUCACACCUCCUCUGUCCAGAUCUCCAGGUGCACCUCCCGCAGCAGAGAGUCCUGCCCAGGAGCAUAGUGAUGUAAGCGUGUCACCUGUGGUGUUGAAUAUGGUCAAGCGGGGAGGCGACCCGUGGUCGUGGGACCCUGACGAGGAGCGCAGACGACAGGAGAUGUGGCAGCGAGAGCAGGAGCGCAUGCUUCAGGAGAAGUACCGUCGUGAGCAGGAGAAGCUAAAGCAAGAGUGGGAGCGAGCCCAGAGGGAGGUGGAGGAGGAGGAGAGGAAGUACCACGAGGAGGAGCAGAAGAUCCUGGAGGAGACGGUGGCACCGCUGACGCCCCACUCCCCCGCCAUGCCCGCCUCUCCGGCCCCCCUGAGGGGAGACUUGGUCCCCACGGCCUCCCCCUCUCUUACACCCACCCCCACCCCCGCCCCACACGACACCAUCGUGCGCUCGCUGGCCGACUGGGAACGCAAGCAGGAGAUGCUGGAGAGACAGGGGAGGGGAAGCACUGACGACUGGAACCAAAGGGACAGUGAGCACACUGCAGAUGAGAAGAGCUCACACAUGCAGAAGGCAGAGAGUGCGGACCUUCUGACCACCUCAGGUGUGUCUGAGGUCAGCUCCCGCAGUCAGCACAACGGCCAGAGGCCAGCCAGGGGCCACAGCCAGCCCAGGAGCCCCCAGCCACAGAGCUCCCAGGAAACAACAAGGAACAGUAAAAAGACAACCUCACUGGACCGCAAGACUGGAGGAAGGAGGUCUGAGGAUUGUGAGAGCAAUGCACCAAACUCCCCCCUGUCACCCCCAUACUCCUCCUCCGAUACCCCACCUUCAUCCCCCAACAGGUCUGUGAGUGGCAAGAAGCUGUGCUCCAGCUGUGGCCAUCCCCUGGGGAAAGGGGCCGCCAUGAUCAUAGAGACCCUCAGCCUCUACUUCCACAUCCAGUGCUUUAAGUGUGGCAUCUGCAAGGGACAGCUGGGUGACACCACCACGGGCACAGACGUCAGGAUCCGGAAUGGCCUCCUCAACUGUCAUCAGUGCUACAUCCGCUCACGCUCGGCAGGACAGCCCACCACCCUGUAAAGCAUCCAGCCAGCCAGCCAGCCAGCCAGCCGGUCGGUCAGCCAUGCAGCAAGAGUGGAGCUCCUAGCGAGUGCCCAGUCCAUCCAGACAACGUCCGCUCCCAUCCUCCUCCUCCUCCUCCUCCUAUCCUCCUCCUCCUCAUCCAGCAUGUCCAGAUACAACAACAACAGCUGUCGUGUGAUGAUGGUGAUGGUGAUGAUGAUGAUGAUGAUGAUGAUGAUGAUGAGUCCCCUUCCUUUUCCCCCUUGGUCUCUCUGGUUCCUCAUCCCUGGUCCUGGUCUGAUGUUACCACCGUUGUGUCCAAAAACACCAAACAAAAACAAAACAAAAAAAACACACAAGAAAAGAUGAAAAAUGUCUUAUGUCCACAGCCAAAAUAAGAGGAUGUUUUAUGUGUUGUUUCCCACCUGCUCAGUAAACAAUGUAUGGAGUAUUCUGCACUUCUGCCUAGAACUGGGGGGGUAGCCAUUUUGUAGUACAGUGUUUUUUAACAGAAAAGAGGAGAGAGAAAAACAGGUCGACAUUUGAUUUGCUCCCUCACGAUAACAAGUCCCUCGUCUGCCGAUGUAACAGUGUACAAUUGAAUAGGCACAAGUGUCUCUUUGCUUGUGCCUAAACACAAAUAUGACCACUGUAUUGUCUCUUUAGCAUACACGCCCCAAUCAGCAAUCAUGGGUUUGUUCACCAGCUAAUCGUCUGUAGGUAUAAAUAAUUGUGUACGACUGUAGCAGUCAGCGAGCAAAAUGUAUUACAUUUCACAAACAUUUUGACCCGUUCAAGUUGCUGUAGUAGUUGGAGAUGUAGACACGUUGCACAAUGGCGAGAGGAAUCAGUCCGUUUGUUAGGUGGGAGCGCCUAGUACUGUAUGGGAAGACGAAGACAUUGUUGUUUCCACUUAAGAGGUAUUUUUUCUCUAUGUGGUAUUUUGCCAAAAAAAGAAGACAAAAACAAAGGAUGUUGGGUAACACUUUACUUGACGCCGGUGUC